Molecule: messenger RNA, 1464 nt
Organism: Dictyostelium discoideum AX4
Lineage: Eukaryota; Evosea; Eumycetozoa; Dictyosteliales; Dictyosteliaceae
Exons: 2
Coding region: 1-1464 (487 amino acids)
Source: RefSeq, a predicted model, not a curated record
AUGAAAUCUUCAACAAUAAAUGCAAAUAAUAAACAAGAAAAUGAUAAUCAAAUAAUAACACCUCAAAAAAAGUCAUCGUCGGCUAAAAAGAUAUUUACACCAAAUAUACCAAAACAAAGAACAAAGAAUAAUAUUAAUAAUGAUUUAUUAACAGAAAUGGUUUUAAAUCCAACAAAAUUUGAAAUUUCUUCAAGAAAUGAUAAUGAUAAUAUAAAUGGUAACAAUAAUAAUAAUAAUAAUAAUAAUAAUAAUAAUAAUAAUAAUAAUAAUAAUAAUAAUAAUAGUCGUAAAGAUAAAGAAGAUGAAGAAAGACAACAAAAAAUUCAAAAAGAAAUACAACAACUUCAACAACAGCAACAACAACAAAAUAUAAAUAAAGCAAAUAAACCAGUAAUUUUAAAGAUUAAAAGAAAGAUAGAUGAUGAUGCACUACCAUCAAUAUUUAUUGAAAGACCAAGAAAAAAAGCAUUUUUAGAUUCAUUUAAAGAUUUUGGAAUUCAAAAUAAUGAUGAUGAUAAUGAUAAUCAUAAAUUACCAAAUGAUAUAGAAACUUCAAAAGAAAAUAACAAUAACAACAACAACAACAACAACAACAACAACAACAACAACAACAACAACAAGAAUAACAACAACAACAACAAUAAUAAUAAUGAUAAUAGUAAUAAUAAUGAUAAAAUAACAACACCAAACAAAUCAAAUUUACCAGAAAAGGAUAGAAAAUUAUUUACAUUGAUUACAACACUCGAUGUACCAUCAAAUGGCACUAAUGUAUUAUUAACUAAACUUCAACAAAGAAUUGAAGAGUUUAAUCAAAAAGGUGUUAUAUCUUCACCAAAACAAUUAGAAUCCAAAAGAGAAAAAGCAAUUAAAAAAAGAAAAGAAUCAAGAUAUAAACAAAUUAAUACAAAUAGAAAUUUAUUUAGUAAAGAAGAAAGAAAAUUAUUUCAAGAUCAUGAUGUUAUUGAAUUGGAAAGAACUAUAUUGGAUCCAAAUAAUUUAUUAGGUUCAACACUAUCAAAGGAAGAGGAGGAAUUAAUUUCAAAUUAUAGAACAUUAUUGGACGAACAUUUGGGUGGUCCUAACGAUAGUAGUAGUAAACCAAUGGAAACCAAAUAUGUUUAUGAUUAUUAUUAUUUUAAUCCAUCAAUUGAUCAACAAUCACAAUUGUUAAGAUUAAAUGAAGAGCAUUCAGAUUUAAUUGAAACUGUAACCUUGCCACCUGAAGAUGAUUUUUAUGACAUUUUAGAUGGUGGUUUAUCAGAUGACUUUAGUGUAGAUUCAGAAAAUUGGUAUAGGGAAUAUCCAUCAAGCGAAGAUGAUGAUGAAGGUUAUGACGAUUUCGAUGAUUAUCAUGGUUUCAAUAGAAGUAAUAGAAAAUCAAAAAGCGGUGAUGAAUAUGAUCAUGAUGAAUAUGAAAUCGAUGACGAUUAUUAUGAUGAAAAUGAUUAUGAUAAUGAAAUUUAA